AUGAAUCAAUCGGCGAUGGCUGAGGAGCCACAGUGUCACAUAAUGGAUAAAAACAUAGAUUUCCACAUCGUCCAGUUGUUUGAGCGGUUGGAAACGCUGCGAAAGGAUCCCGGUCCCAAGUUAUCGCUCUCCGUGCAGGGACGCGCCAACAUGCACAAGGAACUACGUACGCUGGAGCUUUGGAGAUCGGUCACGUCGGAGUGUUUGGCAUCGUUCUUCUACGUGUUCGUCGUGUGCGGUGCAGCUGCCGGUGCUGGCGUUGGUGCGAGCGUUUCCUCACUACUGCUGGCCACAUCGCUUGCCUCCGGCCUGAUCGUCAUCGUACUGACGCAGUGCUUUCUGCACGUCUCAGGUGCACAUAUAAAUCCAGCUGUCACCAUGGCCCUGGCGGUGACGCGAAAGAUAUCAGCGCUCCGUGCCAUCUUCUACAUAACGGCCCAGUGCGGUGGAUCGAUUGCCGGUGCUGCCAUGCUGUACGGCGUAACAGUUCCGGGUUAUCAGGGUAAUCUUCAGGCAGCUGUUUCGCACAGUGCACAACUUGCACCCUGGGAGCGGUUCGGGGUCGAAUUUAUCCUGACGUUUAUCGUCGUCCUGGCGUACCUCAUCUCGACCUGUUCCUUCAAGAAGUACUUCGGUUCGUCCGCGAUCGUCAUCGGUGCGGCGUACAGUGCGUGCAGCUUCGUUUCGAUGCCCUAUCUUAAUCCAGCCCGUUCCUUGGGUCCAUCGUUUGUGCUGAAUAAAUGGGACAACCAUUGGGUGUACUGGAUUGGGCCGUUCUUUGGCGGCAUUAUUGCCGGACUGAUACAUCAGUUUGUGUUCACUCCGAAGCAGAAAUCGAAAAGCAAGUCGAAGAGUGCCAAUAGCUCGAGUGUCUCUGCGGUCGCAGCCGACGAACCCAACAACUACACGGUGGACGUGAGCAAGAUGGCGGCAACGCAAGGCAUCGUUGGAAAGUUCCAAAACGCGCGUCAUCAUAGUGGUACCUUGCCGUCGCGCUUCUGCCAUAGUAUGUACGCGAGUAGCGAUCAGCCGACAAUUAAGAUUGAGCCUCUGGAACCUAUCUACGGUGCCGCUAGCAAGUCCAUGUUUGGCAAGUCUCCUCAGAUGUCUCGUUCGAACCUGAAUCGCUCGCAGUCGGUGUAUGCGAAGAGUAACACCGCUCUGCAUCAGGAGAUCCCGGCCACGGUUGCUGCUACGGCUACACUGCGCCCUGGUGUAUUGGUUCCAGCACAAAGUCUCUAUCCACUGCGCGUGACCCAGCAACAGCAACAGCAGCCCCAUGUCCACACACAAAACCAGAACGUACAGAACCAGCUGCACCAGCGGUCGGAGAGUAUCUACGGGCUUCGCAAUACGGUUCGACAGCAGCAACAAUUGGCGGAGCAUCUGACCCAGCAACUAGCACCCCGACCGAGCCACUCGGAAGCAGGACAAGCGUUUCAGCCUAUCUACUCCGUACGGAAUAAUCCCAGCUGCUCCGCGGACGCAUUGCGGGAUGUUCACGAACAGGCCGGCUGCGACAAGGUAAUCAACACGCUAGCCCGCACCGAGCGGCCAGAGUCCGUGUACGCCGCCACGCGGCGCAUCCAUUCGACACAUUCGGACGACAGCUCGUACGGGUCGUACCAUGGAAAUGGACAGGGUAAUACACCGCCUACGCGUGACCAUCAGCACGGUGCUUACGGUGGACCGUUGCUGCAUCCGGCGUCAAGCUCUCGCACGCUGCCACACCCGCACGGCCACCGGGGAGUCGUCAUACACGAUCCUAGCAUGCCGCCUCCACCACCGCCGCUUAUGAGCUGCAGCUAA
Molecule: messenger RNA, 1809 nt
Organism: Anopheles marshallii
Lineage: Eukaryota; Metazoa; Arthropoda; Insecta; Diptera; Culicidae
Product: neurogenic protein big brain-like
Exons: 6
Coding region: 1-1809 (602 amino acids)
Biological process (GO): transmembrane transport
Cellular component (GO): plasma membrane
Molecular function (GO): water channel activity
Source: RefSeq, a predicted model, not a curated record